GUUUGAAAAAGUGAAGAUUUGUUUAUUUACAAUUAGUUUCGCAUCAUAUAUUGCAUAAAGGUUGCGCUAAUGAUCUUGGUUUAAGCAAAACUCACCUUCGUUUUAUGCGCAUAAUACAGCUGUCGAAUCAUGAGCUAUCAGAAGGGCCUGAAAGACGCAAAUGUGGACAGGCAUACCACUAAAGGAAAAUCACGACAUUUUACGGUGAACGGCUUGAGUGCUAAUAACACGCUUCAGCAGCAACAGUACAGCUUGCAACAACAGCAGCUGCAGCCAGCGACUGACACUCGCAACAUAUACAACAAUCCGUACAAUCCACAGCAACAGCAACAACAACAGCAACAACAGCAGCAACAGCAACGCACCGCACAUCUCUUUAAAGCGCUGGCUGCCACAGCUGCUGUUAGCGGCAAUAAUAGCUUGAGCCAUCCGUAUGAUUUCUCGAACUCGUCGUCCUCAUCGAAUGCCAACAACGAGCAGCAAGGAUCAUCAUCAUCGGAGGCGGAUAACGCGUUUCUAACUCAUAAUAACGAAGCCAGACUAAAGUUGCCCUUCGACGGCCAGCCUGCUAGCCUGCCAGCCUGCUAG
This is a messenger RNA of Drosophila hydei, 588 nucleotides long. RefSeq names its product probable serine/threonine-protein kinase dyrk1. NCBI's taxonomy places the organism in Eukaryota, Metazoa, Arthropoda, Insecta, Diptera, Drosophilidae. The record is from RefSeq and is a predicted model, not a curated record. The transcript is spliced from 5 exons. Bases 130 to 588 code for a protein of 152 amino acids.